GUUAAAGGUUUAACUUUACCUCCAAUGGAAAUGUUUUACAGUGAAAGACAAAAAUUGACACAACUUAAAAGUUUCAUCUCUCGGUGUCGUCAGUUUGAAGCACAAAUUUGUCUUAAUAGCACAAGCUGCAGUUUGGAAUCAUGGGAAGUCUAGUUGGGUGUUGCUCUGCUGAAGAGACCACGGUGAUGGACUACAGUUCCCAUCAGCCUUAGGAGCAGCAGCUGAGUUGGAUGAACGAGGAUUUUACCGUUUUCGUGGCAGAUGCGAUAUCACUCUUUCAUCUUCUUAGAACAGAUCAGACCUCAAACGGAGGAGAAGCUAGUUUUACACUUUUUCGUGGAUGUUUACAUCGAGUUCCCAGUUCUGACGGAACAUGACGGAUAAGACUGCUCCUCGGUGUCAGCUGAGGCUGGAGUGGAUCCACGGGUACAGAGGUCAUCAGUGUCGGAACAACCUGUUCUACACCGCAGGAAAAGAGGUGGUGUACUUCGUGGCUGGGGUUGGCGUUGUCUACAACACCCGAGAACACACCCAGAAGUUCUACCUGGGACACAACGAUGACAUCAUCAGUCUGUCCAUCCAUCCAGAUAAGGUCCAGGUGGCGACGGGUCAGGUGGGUAAGGACCCGUACAUCUGUAUCUGGGACACGUACGCCAUGCAGACCGUGUCCAUCCUGAGGGACGUCCACACACACGGAGUCGCCUGUCUCGCCUUCAACUCUGACGGACAGCGGCUGGCGUCGGUCGGGCUGGACGCCAAGAACACAGUGUGUGUUUGGGAUUGGAGGAGAGGACGAGUUGUUGCCACGGCGACCGGACACUCGGACAGAAUCUUUGACGUGGCGUGGGAUCCCUUCCAGUCCAGUCGACUCGUCAGCUGUGGAGUCAAACACAUCAAGUUCUGGAUUCUCUGUGGAAAUGCUCUGACUCCGAAGCGAGGGAUUUUUGGGAAGACGGGCGACCUGCAGACCAUCCUGUGUGUUUGUGCAGCUAAAGACGAGCUGACCUACUCUGGAGCUCUGAACGGAGACGUUUACGUGUGGAGAGGAGUCACUCUGAUCCGAACUGUUCAGGCUGCACACGGGGCAGGGAUCUUCAGCAUGCACUCCUGUGAGGAAGGAUUUGCCACCGGAGGACGGGACGGCUGCAUCAGACUGUGGGACGUCGACUUCAAACCCAUCACCAAGAUCGACCUGAGAGAGGCCGAGCAGGGAUACAAAGGUCUGUCGAUCCGCAGUGUUUGCUGGAAGGCUGACCGGAUCCUGGCAGGGACUCAGGACAGCGAGAUCUUCGAGGUCAUGGUCCGAGACCGGGACAAACCGGUUCUGCUAAUGCAAGGUCACAGCGAGGGCGAGCUGUGGGCACUCGACCUACAUCCCAAACAACCGGUGGCUGUCACUGGGAGUGAUGACCGCUCUGUCAGGCUUUGGAGUCUUCUUGACCACACUCUGCUAGCUCGAUGUAACAUGGAGGAAUCUGUUCGCAGUGUUUCCUUCAACAACGACGGCUCUCAGCUCGCUCUGGGCAUGAAAGACGGAUCCUUCACCGUGCUGCGUGUCAGGGACAUGACAGAGGUCGUACACAUCAAGGACAGGAAGGAGGUGAUCCAUGAGCUCAAAUUUUCUCCAGAUGGUUCCUUCCUGGCAGUGGGAUCAAACGAUGGGCUGGUGGAUAUCUACGCCGUUGCCCAGCGCUAUAAGAAGGUGGGUGAAUGUUCCCGUUCCACCUCCUUCAUCACCCACCUGGACUGGUCGGUCGAUAGUCGCUUCCUGCAGACCAAUGACGGUGCUGGAGAACGGCUCUUCUACAGGAUGCCAGCAGGUAAGCUGGUUCCUAAAGAGGAGGCGAAGGGGAUCCACUGGAUGACGUGGACAGGCGUUGUUGGGGCUGAGGUGAAUGGUAUAUGGCCCAAAUACUCCAACAUCUCUAAUGUGAACUCUGUGGAUGCCAACUACAGCAGUGCGGUGUUGGUGACCGGAGACGACCUUGGCCUUGUCAAACUCUUCAGGUUCCCCUGCCUGAAGAAAGGAGCCAAAUUCAAGAAGUACAUUGGUCACUCUGCCCAUGCAACCAAUGUUCGCUGGUCCAAUGACCUGCAGUGGGUUGUCAGCACUGGUGGUGCGGACCAUGCAGUCUUCCAGUGGAGAUUCCUGCCUGAAGGCGUCAUGAAUGGUGUCUUGGAGCCGCUUUUACAAGAGGGUUACGCCGACUCCAACAGUGGUGAGUCGGACUCUGACCUAUCGGACGUCCCAGAGCUUGACUCGGACAUCGAACAGGAAGCUCAGACAAGCUACGAACGCCAGGUGUACAAGGAAGACCUGCCUCAGCUGAGGAAGAAACUGAUUGGCUCUCUGAAGCGGCAGAAAGCUCCGGAAGAAGGGCUUCGUCUGCAGUUUGUUCAUGGGUAUCGGGGGUUUGACUGUCGUAACAACCUGUUCUACAGUCAGACGGGGGAGGUGGUGUACCAUGUGGCUGCCGUCGCCAUUGUUUACAACCGGUUGCAGCACAGUCAGAGGUUUUACCUCGGCCAUGACGACGACAUACUCGGCCUUACCGUCCACCCACUCAAAGACUACGUGGCCUCUGCACAGGUGGGCAGAGACCCAGCCGUCCACGUCUGGGACAUCCAGACCCUGAAGUGUUUAUCACUGCUGAAGGGACACCACAGCAGAGGAGUGUGUGCCCUGGAGUUCACAGCCGACGGGAAGAGUUUGGUUUCAGUCGGAAUCGAUGAUUGUCACUCCAUCGUUAUUUGGGACUGGAAGAAAGGAGAGAGACUGGCCAAGGCUAGGGGCCACAAAGAGAAGAUCUUCGUGGUGAGGAGUAAUCCUUUCAGGAUGGACAAGCUGGUGACUGUGGGGAUGAAACACAUCAAGUUCUGGCAACAUUCAGGGGGCGGCCUGACAUUUAAACGAGGGAUAUUUGGGAACCUGGGGAAACAAGAGACGAUGAUGUCUGCGUGUUAUGGUCGAUCUGAGGACCUGGUUUUCUCUGGAGCCACGAAUGGAGACGUUUACAUCUGGAGAGACACAACUCUAAUCAAGACCAUCAAAGCCCACGACGGCCCCGUGUUCGCCAUGUGCUCCCUUGACAAGGGUUUUGUGACGGGGGGGAAGGACGGAAUCGUGGAGCUGUGGGACGACAUGUUUGAGAGAUGUUUGAAGACGUACGCCAUCAAGAGAGCCGCUCUGUCUCCGUCUUCUAAAGGUUUGCUGCUGGAGGACAACCCGUCCAUCAGAGCCAUCACCCUGGGACAUGGUCACAUCCUGCUGGGAACCAAAAAUGGAGAAAUCUUGGAGAUCGACAAGAGCGGACCCAUGACGCUGCUGGUUCAGGGUCACAUGGAGGGGGAGGUCUGGGGUUUGGCAGCUCACCCUCUACUUCCUGUCUGCGCCACCGUCAGUGACGACAAAACUCUGAGGAUCUGGGAGCUGUCAGCCAAUCACCGCAUGGUCGCAGUCCGCAAACUGAAGAAAGGUGGGCGGUGCUGCUCUUUCUCUCCUGACGGGAAAGCUCUGGCAGUCGGUCUGAACGACGGCAGCUUCCUGGUGGUGAACGCCGACACUCUGGAGGACAUGGUGACUUUCCACCACCGCAGAGAGCUCAUCUCUGACAUCCGUUUCUCCCAAGAUGCAGGGAAGUACCUGGCAGUGGCGUCCCAUGAUUCCUUUGUGGACAUUUAUAACGUCCUCACCAGUAAGAGAGUUGGCAUCUGUAAAGGAUCCGGCAGCUACAUCACUCACAUCGACUGGGACUCUAGAGGUAAACUACUGCAGGUGAACACCGGAGCUAAAGAGCAGCUGUUCUUCGAGGCUCCUCGAGGACGCAAACAGAACAUCAGUGUGGCUGAGUUUGAGAAGCUGGACUGGGCGAGCUGGACGUCAGUUCUGGGUCCAACUUGUGAGGGAAUAUGGCCGACGCUCAGCUUCGUUAACGCUGCCUCCCUCACCAGAGAUCGCAAACUGCUCGCCAGCGGAGACGACUUCGGGUUCCUCAAACUGUUCAGCUUCCCGUCCAGGGGCCAGUUUGCGAAGUUCAAGAAGUACGUGGGUCACAGCACCAACGUCACGAAUGUCCGAUGGUCCAAUGACGACUCCCUGCUGCUGUCAGUGGGCGGGGCUGACACGGCACUGAUGAUCUGGAGCAGAGAGCCACCGGGACACAAAGAGAGUAAAGCUGUGGACAGCGAGGAGUCGGACGAUGACACCGAGGAGGACGGAGGUUACGACAGCGAUGUGGCGCGGGAGAAGGUGGUGGACUACGUCACAAAGAUCUACUCUCCCAACAUCAGGAACAUGUCAGGAACCAAACCUCACCUGCAGCACAAAGAGCUUCCUGUGGAGGAGAGGCCUCCAGUGAGUCGAGCUGCACCGCUGCCGGACAAACUGCUGAAGAAUAACGUGACCAAGAAGAAGAAAGUGGUGGAGGAGCUGGUCUUGGAGCACGUCUUUGGGUACAGAGGCUUCGACUGUCGCAACAACCUGCAUUACCUCAACGACGGUGCUGACAUCGUCUUCCACACUGCUGCCGCCGUGGUGAUCCAGAACCUGUCCGCCGGAACUCAGAGUUUCUACCUGGAACACACUGACGACAUCCUCUGUCUCACUGUCAACCAACAUCCAAAAUACCAAAACAUCAUCGCCACCGGACAGAUCGGUGACAUCACUGACCUGCCAGAGGCUGAAGUGUCCGGUCUGGCUCCAUCCAUCCACGUGUGGGACGCCAUGACAAAGCAGACGCUGUCCAUCCUCCGCUGUUCCCAUGCAAAAGGUGUUGGCUAUGUCAACUUCAGCGCUACAGGAAAGCUGCUGCUGUCUGUGGGAGUGGAACCUGAACACACCAUCACCGUGUGGAGGUGGCAGGAAGGCACCAGGGUGACCAGUAAAGGUGGCCACGCUGAGCGCAUCUUCGUCGUGGAGUUCAGACCCGACUCUGACACCCAGUUUGUGUCAGUAGGAAUUAAACACAUCAAGUUCUGGACUCUGGUUGGAGGUUCACUUGUGUACAAGAAAGGUGUGAUCGGCUCAGUGGAGGACGGCCGCAUGCAGACCAUGCUGUCUGUGGCGUUUGGUGCAAACAACCUGACCUUCACUGGUGCGAUAAACGGAGACGUAUUUGUGUGGAGGGAGCACUUCCUUGUUCGGGUGGUGGCAAAGGCGCACAGUGGUCCGGUCUUCACCAUGUACACGACCCUGAGGGACGGACUCAUCGUCACAGGCGGGAAGGAACGACCGACUAAAGAAGGGGGCGCUGUGAAGCUUUGGGACCAGGAGAUGAAACGCUGCCGAGCAUUUCAACUGGAGACGGGUCAGCCGGUGGAGAACGUCCGAUCUGUCUGCAGAGGGAAGGGAAAGAUCCUGGUGGGAACUAAAGAUGGAGAGAUCAUAGAGGUUGGAGAGAAGAAUGCAGCCUCCAACACGAUGAUCAACGGACACACUCAGGGGGGAAUCUGGGGUUUGGCAACUCACCCUUUCAAAGACGUCUUUAUCUCCGCCAGUGACGACGGGACCAUCAGGAUAUGGGACCUGGCUGAUAAGAAACUUCUCAACAAGGUGAGUUUGGGUCAUCCUGCCAAGUGCACGUCCUACAGCCCCAACGGAGAGAUGGUUUCUAUCGGCAUGGAGAACGGCGAGUUCAUCGUCCUGCUCGUCAACUCCCUCACUGUCUGGGGCAAGAAGAGAGACCGCAGCGUCGCCAUCGAGGACAUCAGGUUUGGCCCAGAUAACCGGUUCUUAGCGGUGGGUUCAGUUGAAAGUGCUGUGGAUUUUUACGACCUUUCUCUUGGACCGUCCCUCAACCGGAUUGGUUACUGUAAGGACGUCCCCGGCUUCGUCUUCCAGAUCGACUUCUCUGCAGACAGCAAACACAUCCAGGUGUCCUCCAGCACCUACACCAGACAGGUGCAUGAAGUUCCCUCAGGGAAGAUGGUAACGGAGCAGUCCCUCAUAGAGAGGAUCACCUGGGCGACCUGGACCAGCGUCCUGGGGGACGAGGUUCUCGGGGUUUGGCCACGUAAUGCUGAAAAGGCAGACGUGAACUGUGCUUGUGUUUCCCACGCCGGCAUCAACCUGGUGACAGGAGAUGAUUUUGGUCUCAUCAAGCUCUUUGACUUCCCCUGCUCUGAAAAAUUUGCGAAACACAAGCGGUACUUCGGUCACUCUGCUCAUGUGACCAACAUCCGCUUCUCCUGUGACGAUAAAUACGUCAUCAGUGCCGGAGGCAGCGACUGCAGUUUAUUUGUGUGGAAAUGUCAGUGAGUCUCGACAUCGUCUUCUCUUGUGAGACUGGAUUCACCUGAGUCUUCACCUGAGUCACAGCAGACAGGAAGUGUGAGCUGACCCGGCUUCAGACGCCUUCUACUGUCUACGUCUUGUAAAUCCAGAUGUUUUAAUGUGAAACGUUUGUGGUUAGAAAGUUUUUCAGUUUGACCUCAGUGAAGUAGCUGUUUGAUGUCGCCGUGUUUCUGUUUGUCAGGAUGUGCCUUCUUCACAAAGUCUGACCAAACAUUUGAUACAACUUUAUUUCUAAUGGUGGUGCUAUGAACAGAGGUCAUUUAGGGCUUUUACAGGUACGGAAGAUAAACAGUGUCCUUGUCUCGUUUGUUUUUGUAUCUCUCUCUGUCUGAUGAAGAUGAUGAUGAUGACGAUGAUGAUGAUGAUGAUGAUGAUGAUGGGUAGUGAGAAUUACAGUGAAGUAGAAUAAAUUAGAUCCAGAUGGAUCUUUGUUUGAUCCCAGUUAUAAAAACCGAAGCAACAGAAG
Messenger RNA from Paralichthys olivaceus (Japanese flounder), 6758 nucleotides. RefSeq names its product EMAP like 6. Gene Ontology annotation, molecular function: microtubule binding. Lineage: Eukaryota; Metazoa; Chordata; Actinopteri; Pleuronectiformes; Paralichthyidae. The record is from RefSeq and is a predicted model, not a curated record.